GCAUUGUUGUCCUUGGAUAAUAUUGUGGCAUAGCACAGCGAUGGUGAUCUUGGAGCACGCCCUGUUCGGCACUUUCCCCCACGCAAUUUCCAUAAUGCAUAGAGCUGAACACACGGCCUUCUUCAAAUGCUCUCCAACCCUCUUCUCCAUAAUGGUCCUCCAAAUUCGGCCUUACGCCGUUUUUACCUUGAAAAUGACGCCUGAAUUCUUCCCCCAAUACGCCUGCGACCAACUCCACUACGUUCAAUUCAGCAUCGACGACUUCUACAUGACAAUCGUGGAACAGCGAACCAAUCGCUUUUCUUCCGUCACCCUCUCUAUUGCGGAGCACCAACGCCAUUUUGCCAUGGAAUUUUCCCCUCCUAGCCUCGUACAUCCGAGGACCAAACUCAUACCCACGUCGCCUCCUGAACGAGGUAUCAACGAGGGUGCAAUUGACUAUGCAUCCUUUGUGUCCUUUGAUUUAUUUCACUUUCGACGCCUUGUGACGGGUUUAGAGAAUAAUGAACAUGCUUAUCUCACUAUUACCGAUUCACAAAUCAAGUUCUUGGUUGAAGAUGUGGAGGUUGUUCUUACUACUCAGAGGAACGAAUGCAUAAUUGGAGGUUUUGCUGCGGGAGAAGAGUUUGAAUCCGCAAUGUGUUUGUGUCCAUGGGAAUUCUUCUAUAAUUUCACAUCGGAAAGAUUAUGGUUGUUCAAGUCAUAUGAUCCAAAGGGUAUGACACUCAUUGCUCCUAUGGGAUUGUACGUUCACAUUUCAUCAUAUUUCCCCGAAGAUUUCUAUAUGCCAAAUUUUUAAUGUCAACUUACAUUCUUUUUCUAUGAAUAAUAUGAAACGCGGAUGAACAAAAA
Messenger RNA from Cucurbita pepo subsp. pepo (vegetable marrow), 852 nucleotides. RefSeq lists its product as uncharacterized. The record is from RefSeq and is a predicted model, not a curated record. Lineage: Eukaryota; Viridiplantae; Streptophyta; Magnoliopsida; Cucurbitales; Cucurbitaceae.